This is a messenger RNA of Naegleria lovaniensis, 2253 nucleotides long. RefSeq lists its product as uncharacterized. Lineage: Eukaryota; Heterolobosea; Eutetramitea; Acrasida; Naegleriidae. The transcript has 2 exons. Bases 1 to 2253 code for a protein of 750 amino acids. The record is from RefSeq and is a predicted model, not a curated record.
AUGUUGCCUUCGCUCGCCACUGUAACAUCAUCAACACACAAUAUUACCUCACAACAAUUACCGUCAACUUCAACAGCACCCAUGAGCUCUCGUCCGCCCUCUAACAGUAAUCGCAAAAAGGACCUUGUCAAAAAGGAACUCGACGUCGAUCAAUUACUUCAGCCCUCACAAUCAUCGUCCAAAUUUGCAACUAUUUUCGAUUUGAACUCUCCUCUCACCAAUUCAUUGUCGAGAGGAAUUAUUGAGACUUCGCCAAGUGCUGCAGGAACACCCUUGAGCAUGGAUCCACACCGUUUCCAUGAAGCCUCUCCACUGCAACAUUCACCAUCCACUACUUUGGCACCCUAUAUUUCUGAUUUUUCUCAUACUCAACAGGCUCACAAUUCAAGCAGUCACCUUAAUACCAACAAUAGCAGCAUUACCAGCAUUUUAGGUCAUUCUCCUUCAGGCGUUCCUCCUUCUUCAAUACGAUACAUCUCAGCAACAACAGGUGGAACAUUAUCAGGAACAAAUACCAACACCAACAGCGCAAAUGGAGCUUGCUCCCUUCUGUUACAAGGAAGCAAUAGUGGAAACAUUUCAAAAGCAUCGUCAAUGCAAUUUCCUCCGUUAACAUCAGCCAGUGACAUUCACAUGCCAUUUAAUCUUCCAACUCCUACAUUCUUGAAUUCUGUUCCAUAUCACAAUCAUCAACAACCUCCUCCAGUGCAACCACCAUCCAAUUCUACAUUUACUACUGAUCAUCAUCACUCCUCUUUUGACCAUCAAGCGUCACAUCCUCAACCUCAACAACCUCUACCAUCUCUUCAACAACAAGGAUCUGCAUAUACCAAGUCACCAAAUCCUUCUUCAUCACUGCAUGUCAUUAAACCAUUGAACUCACCUGCGUCCUCAUAUCACAGUCAAAGCAAUGAUUCUGGAAACAAUGGCACUGAAGCAAAAGAAAAGUCUCGUAUAGUUACUAUACCUGACAGCUCUUCAGCAACAGGAUCCUUAACAAUAGACACUGAUGGAUUGUUAAUGAUAGAAGAAGGUUUCGAUUUACCUCCACCCAAUCCUCAACCAGGAGGAAAACAAAAUAAGAAACCACUUCCAAGACAUAUUAUCAGCAUUAGAAUUUCUGGCAUUCCUAGAUACCAAUUUUACUCUAUGAAAGUUUCUCUGUUAGGUUAUAAAACUAAGCAAAAGGAAGUACUCAAGGAUAUUGUGGAACCUGUUCUGUUAUCAAAGAGUAAGGUAAAUUUGCGAGGAGAUUCAAAACGUGUGGACAUGCAUUUUGAUAACAUAAUUAUUGACGAAGCUUCACAUAUGAACGGUAGAAAAUUCUUCGUUAGAUUUACAUUGCUUUCUCCUGACAAAUUACCUGUAGCUCAUGUUGAUUCUUCAUAUUUUGAAACAAUUACUGACCGAGGAAAUCAAAAGCGUCAACAAAAGAUUGAUCAUAGUCGUAGUAAGAUUUCAAAAGUGCUGAAAGUCAGCCCUAGGUAUAGCAUUGUUCAAGGUGGACAAUUGGUAAAAGUGUUAAUCAAUCAGCAAAUUGUCGCUCCAAACAACGUUUACGUGUACUUUGGGGAUAAACGAGCUCGAUGCGUUUACGUUUCCCCAAGCAAGGACAACACAAUAGUUUGUGAAACACCUGACGGAAAUGCAGAUGAAGAAGUUGAGGUAAAGGUUUCUUUAGACAAGGGAAAAACUUUUAUGGCUACGGACGCUUCGCUGAGAUAUGUUCCAUUUAAUUCCUUAAACGUUAAUGGGGAAGCCAAUGGUAGAGUAUCUCCUUCAUCAAUGCCCUUUCUAGUGAACAGAGAGGAAAUACGGCUGAAAAAUACCUAUCCUGCCCCAAGUACUCACAAUGAUGAAGAGUAUGAGGACCAUGAAAAUAGUCAAGAAUACGAGGAAAAUUAUGAAGAUGGUAAUAGCCAAUCACAACAUCAAAUUCCAGCCCAAACCAUUGCUUAUAAUCAACAAACACAGCCUUCACAUAGCACUAUUAUCUCUGCUUUGAACCAGUCUUCACAACAUCAUCAUGGAUUUUCCAACUUCGUCAACGUGCAACACAACAGUCCUCAAAUGAAUGCCACAAACCCUUCAGUUCAACAUCAAUCUCUCAAUCACCCAAGGCAAUACAUGAUGCAACCCAGCAACAACAGCGCAAGCCAUCAACAAAAUCACCAACAACCCUACGUUCUCCCCACUUCAGCUGGUACAAUGCAACAAAAUCAAAUGAGAAUCUUUCAGAACUUCAAUAAUUAG